Oncorhynchus nerka (sockeye salmon) is the source of this 2727-nucleotide messenger RNA. RefSeq names its product GTPase IMAP family member 4-like. Gene Ontology annotation, molecular function: GTP binding. NCBI's taxonomy places the organism in Eukaryota, Metazoa, Chordata, Actinopteri, Salmoniformes, Salmonidae. The coding region runs from base 1 to 879 and encodes 292 amino acids. The record is from RefSeq and is a predicted model, not a curated record. The transcript is spliced from 3 exons.
AUGCCUGGAGGACCUCUCUUCCUCACUCUGAGAGGCAGCCUGGAGCCUCCACCCACAACAACCUCCCCAGUCAGGAGUUGUAUUGUUUGUUCUAAUCUACAGGCUUUUCAGACUGCCCAGAAUGCUUUGCAUCUCAGAGGGUUCGUAUUAGGCACUCGACCAGAGCAAGACAUCAGGAUUGUGCUGCUGGGGAAAACCGGAGGAGGUAAAAGCAGUGCUGGAAACACCAUCUUCGGACAAGAUGAUGUGUUCCUCUCAGACAGUUCCUCCAUCUCCGCAACACAGAAAUGUAAAGCUCAUACCAAGAACAUCAAAGGCAGAAACAUCACCCUGAUUGACACACCUGGAUUCUUUGACACUGACAUCCCUGAAGAGGAACUGAAACCUAAAAUAGUUAAAUGUAUAACAGAAUGUGCUCCAGGGCCGCAUGCCUUUCUCAUUGUACUGAAAGUGGAACGGUACACAGUCCACGAGAACGAAGCCGUAGCCGUAGCGAAAAUCGAGACAUAUUUUUCACCAGAGGCCUUCAAAUAUGCUACAGUCCUCUUCACUCAUGGUGACCAACUCAAUGGUUUGACCGUUGAGAAGUUUGUCCAACAGAAUGCUGAACUGAACAAGCUUGUGGAGAAAUGUGGAGGCCGCUAUCACGUGAUCGACAACAAAUACUGGAACACCAAUCAGCAGGGUCGGUACAGCAACCAGUACCAAGUAGCAGAGUUACUCAACACCAUAGAGAAGAUGGUGAGAGAUAACGGAGGAGGGUUCUACACCAACGAGAUGCUCCAAGAGGCAGAGAGAUUAAUACAAGCAGAGAUGGAGGGUCUUAGGAAGGAGUUAAAGGGAAAGAUGACACAGGAAGAGAUGAGAAAACAGGUCUAAAGAAAUAGUGUGGAAGAAACUCCUGAUCAAACUCUCAGGGACACUAACAGGUGUUGUGGUAGGAGCGUUUCUUGGGGUGGCACUGGUGACAGGGAUCCCACUCACACUCGCUACAAAACCACUGAUUCAUUUAGUCGAAUGUCGGAUGGCAGCUUCAAUGAAAACAGUGCCAACAGUCAUGGUGAAUGCCGAAGGACCAGUCAUUGCAGGAGAGACAGUGGCGCUCAUUGGAGUGGGUUCAGAGAUAGGCAUAGGUGCAGGGGUAGUAGGCAUAGCUCCAGGGGUAGUAGGCAUAGCUGCAGGAGUUGUUUCUGGGACCGCUGCUACAGCAGGAGCAGUAAGAGGAGGGAUAGUAGGAGCUACUGCAGCAGAGGAGGGAUAGUAGGAGCUACUGCAGCAGAGGAGAGAUAGUAUGAGCUACUGCAGCAGAGGAGAGAUAGUAGGAGCUACUGCAGCAGAUGAGAGAUAGUAGGAGCUACUGCAGCAGAGGAGGGAUAGUAGGAGCUACUGCAGCAGAGAGAUAGUAGGAGCUACUGCAGCAGAGGAGGGAUAGUAGGAGCUACUGCAGCAGAGGAGGGAUAGUAGGAGCUACUGCAGCAGAGAAGGGAUAGUAGGAGCUACUGCAGCAGAGGAGGGAUAGUAGGAGCUACUGCAGCAGAGGAGAGAUAGUAGGAGCUACUGCAGCAGAGGAGAGAUAGUAGGAGCUACUGCAGCAGAGGAGAGAUAGUAGGAGCUACUGCAGCAGAGGAGAGAUAGUAGGAGCUACUGCAGCAGAGGAGAGAUAGUAGGAGCUACUGCAGCAGAGGAGAGAUAGUAGGAGCUACUGCAGCAGAGGAGGGAUAGUAGGAGCUACUGCAUCAGAGGAGGGAUAGUAGGAGCUACUGCAGCAGAGGAGGCAGAGACAGUACAGAGGGCAGCAGAGAAAGCAGCUAAUGCUGUCUACCAUGAUGCUACGCGUCUUCAUGACCAAGCAGGACAGGUUACAGUAACAGAUCAGAUACAACUGGAUUCAUGCAUAAGAAUCAUACGUGGAAUAAUUGAAAGAGUGGUGGCAAAGUAUGUUUCAACAUCUGACUAACUAUGUAGACAUCAGUCAGUUAUAUUCCACUGUUGAAUAGCUUUUUGUUCCAUUUGGUUUCUUUCUGUUUUGUAAAAAGCAGAUGACUGGGUUAUACAUUCAGGGUUUUACAUAGGUGUGUUCAAACUUUUGUCUGGUAUUAAACUGCAUUGGGUUCUGGACCAUGACUAUCCAUAGGCUUAUGGUUCACACAUGCGGUUGAGGGAGCAGGUUACCAUUUAUUGGGAUGACUCAUGCACUGGAGGCAGAUUUGCAGGUUUGUGCUGAUUGUUUGAACUGAAACUAUGUAAUGCACUGAAUGUGCACGAGCUUCUGCAAAUAAUUCCAAUGUAUGUGUCUUUAAACCUGCAAAAGGCAAAUGUACUCUAUAUCUUUAAUUUUGAGCUUUGAAAAUGAUAAAGGGGGGAAACAUUUGCUUAUGACAAACUGGGUAACAGUGAGUGGUAUAUCUAAGCAACAUAGUCUCAUUACAAUACGUCAAAAUAGUGACAUUUAAUCUUUGUAGUUACAUUGUAGAAUCACCUAUGCUUAUAAUAUGUCACGCCCUGACCUUAGUUAUCUUUGUUUUCUUUAUAAUUUUUGGUUAGGUCAGGGUGUGACGGGGGUGGUUUGUUUAGUUGUUGUAUUGUCUAGGGGGUUUUGUGGGUUGUUAUUCUAUGUUUAGUUGCCUGUUCUGCACUAUUCCUAUUAGCUUCACGGUUCCUUUUGUUGUUUUGUUAGUUUUGUUCAGUGUUCGUUCUUCAUUAAAAGAAGUAUGUACGCUUACCACA